This is a messenger RNA of Cinclus cinclus, 2651 nucleotides long. RefSeq names its product retinol dehydrogenase 14 (gene RDH14). NCBI's taxonomy places the organism in Eukaryota, Metazoa, Chordata, Aves, Passeriformes, Cinclidae. The transcript has 2 exons. Bases 1 to 966 code for a protein of 321 amino acids. The record is from RefSeq and is a predicted model, not a curated record.
AUGGCCGCGGCGCUGCCGGCGCUGGUGCUGGGCGCGGGGCUGCUGGUGGCCGCCUGGCGCUGGCUGCGGAGCGCGGUGCGGCCCGGGCGCGGGAGCUUCAUGCGGGGCAAGACCGUCAUCAUCACCGGUGCCAACAGCGGGCUGGGCCGGGCGGCGGCGGCCGAGCUGCUGCGGAUGCGGGCCCGCGUCAUCAUGGGCUGCCGCGACCGGGCUCGGGCCGAGCGGGCGGCCCGCGAGAUCCGGGCCGAGGUGGGCGAGCGGGCGGACGGCGCGGGCGAGCUGGUGGUCCGCGAGCUGGACCUGGCCUCGCUCCGCUCCGUGCGCGCCUUCUGCCACCGCGUCCUGCAGGAAGAGUCAAGACUGGAUGUUCUUAUAAAUAAUGCAGGGAUAUUCCAGUGUCCAUACAUGAAGACAGAGGAUGGUUUUGAGAUGCAAUUUGGUGUAAACCACUUGGGCCACUUCUUGCUCACCAACCUUCUUCUGGGCCUCCUCAAAAAUUCUGCCCCAAGCAGGAUUGUUGUAGUGUCCUCAAAGCUUUACAAAUAUGGAGAGAUCAACUUUGAAGACUUGAACAGUGAAAUAAGCUACAAUAAAAGCUUUUGUUACAGCCGAAGUAAACUGGCUAACAUAUUAUUUGCCAGGGAGCUGGCCCGUCGGUUGGAGGGGACAGGAGUCACUGUCAACUCACUUCAUCCUGGGAUUGUCAGAACAAAUCUAGGCAGACAUGUGAAUAUUCCUUUGCUGGCCAAGCCUCUCUUCAACUUGGUGUCAUGGGCUUUCUUCAAAACGCCUCUGGAAGGAGCCCAGACAUCUAUUUAUUUGGCCUCCUCUCCUGACGUCGAAGGCGUGUCAGGAAAGUAUUUUGGUGACUGCAAAGAAGAAGAACUUCUUCCCAAAGCCAUGGAUGACUUGGUUGCAAGAAAACUGUGGGAUAUCAGUGAAGUGAUGGUUGGCUUACUGAAGUAAGUGCCAGGGAGUGUCUGCAAAAAAGAAUGCAGAUGGCUAUGCAGUUCAUUUUGGCAACAGUGAAAUUCUCACUUUAAAUGCUGUGGGAAUACAGAAUUUUGCUCAGUAAGUAUGAAAUAAGAGAGUGAUUUAUGUUGGAACUCUGUUUUGAAAUGAAAGAUAAUCUUCAAUAGACACAGGCAUUCAGAAAAAAAAACUGAAAAUUGGUGGGUGUGAAUAUAAUUUUUGGUUAAAUCUGCUUAGGAACUUGUGUUUUACAAAUAAAAAGCAGAGGUGUGUUUUGCAAUAUAUAUGCAUAUUUGUCAUUACUUGUAAUCUGGCUGGACAAUGCAGGGUACUGAUGGUGAAACACUUCUGUAAAAAAUUAUUUGAAAAUAAGUCUUAAUAAUAGUCAUCUUUUUUUGAGCCAUCAUAGUGACAAAUGGAAUAAAGAGUUUUCCUGAUAUCUUGCACUGUAAUUGUUGAGGCCUCUGAGUGCCUUCCAAAGGCUUGUCAGCCUCAUGGUUCACUGAACAAAAUCAUUGAGCCGUGUGCAAUUUUGCUGUGAAGCACAAAGUCAGCUAUUUUUAGUGAUGUUGCUGCUGUUCAGUGUGUAAGUACACUUGGUUGUGUAAGUUGUAUUUUUAUUUUCAUGUGUAUUGAACUUGCUGUUUCUCGAAACCUUGGGUUUCAUUACAAGGGUAGUUGCAAAAUGUAUAAUGGUCUUGAUAGGGCUUUGCAUGGCAUGAACUGUGUAAGACCUCAUGCAAAUCAGACUGAAGAGAAUAAGCUUCUCAGUGUGAUUGGCUUGACUGAUGGCACUUUAACUCAGUAAUGAGGUUCCAUAAAUGUCUCAUACAGCUGACUGAAUAUUCUUUAAUAAAACCUUUUAAAAAGAAGACAUGCCAUUGGUUGUUUUAUUGUUGCAGAUGUAUCAGAAACUAGCAGCCUUGAUAGAAUAACCUUGUUUCAAAGCAGAAGAUGAACUGGUAUGUUGGUUUACAGAGCCUGUGGUGUGGAGUUGAUAGAAAUAAAAUGGGCUCCAAUGAAAUACAUGAGUAUUCUGUGAGUCUAUACUGAUUUUUUUUUUUAUUUUUUAAAUUCAUAUAACUUACUUAAUAUUUAUGCCUUUUUGUUUUGGUCUACAUUAUUAAAAAUUCCAGUAGUUAGGAUAUAUAGUAUAAAUAUGGAAGAGUGGUUUAGAGUGAUCUAUGUUACUCAAAAGAAGGAGAAUCAACAAUAAAUGAUGUAUUCAAUAUUCCUUAGUUAUAAAUACAUCAGUUCUGCACUUCAGGUGGUGACCAACUAAAUUUUUAAAAUUACUUCUCUAAUUGUUUACUCAGACUCUCAGUAUACUUUAGCAUUUACAUUUGAGGGGACUUGAUCUUGCCUUCCCAUUCCCCAGCAAGAGUCUAUACUGGGCAAGUGACUUGGGUGGGGCAGAAAGCAGUGUUCCAGAAAAUCAGAAUGCAAGCUACAAGGCGGAACAGUUUUGUAAAACCAUGUAAUGGGUUGAACUUUGCACUAUUCACUGUAAGGCAAGGUGUAGAGGUGGAUGUGUUAUAAAAGCACCCUGUGAUUGUUGAACAAAAUUCUCUAAAUAAUGCAGAGGGAAUCAUGCCACACACUUAAAGAAAUCCUGCUUUGAUCUUCAGUGAUGUAUUUCAUGUUUUAAUUUUAGACUUGUAAAUGGCUGCAAGCAGCAU